GAGUGCAGACGGCAAACUAAACACUGUUUGUUAGUUACGGAAAUAGUCAUGUUAAUGAUUCAGCAAUGCACGGUAUGUCAAUUUCCGAAGUCGUGAAUGGCUGUUAUACUUACUGUUCGCACCCAAGUUUGAUGUAGUGUUUUCAACGUGUUUAUCGCGAUUUAGUCUUCUUAUUUGCGCAAUACGAAUCAUUACUUCUUACCAUUACUCGUCGGUAGCUGCACUCGAUGUCUAGUUUGACGAGUCCUUCAUGUUUAAGACAAAAAACAGAAAAAAAGCAACAAGUGUAAAGGGUGGACAGUUGCUACUUUCACCUUGUUCAGUGAAACUAGAGGAAUUCGUUCGGUUGGUAUUCUUUCCUCAGCUACGACAUGGUGGGUACCAUGAAGCUAUGUCUCUUAUUUCCGAUUAUUUUGCUGUCAACUAUCACGGUGACGACAGCUCGGACGCCUACUGAAUCAAAGAGCACCUUGUUACCGACUCUUGGUCAGAGCCAAGAAAUGACAUGUCGUUUCUCCCAUUUCGCGGGAUUGAAACUGUUCUGGUUCAAAGGAAACGAGCUGGUGUCAAACACGUUGGACGGUCGAGUCACCAUUACCGACGACGUUGUGAAAGGUUCCGAAAACACGUUCUUCCUUUCUGUGUUGUCCAUUCGCAACGUUGAGAAAUCCGAUUAUGAUGAGUACCACUGUAUGCUAGCCGCCAACGUCAACGAUGAUAUGACGUUAAAGAUGGAACAAGGGGCAUUGGUCUCCAUUUUCACACUGAUUGAUCCAAGAACACAAAAUGAAAGGGAGGGCAGCGGCCAUACUUUUAUGUACUUGGCUGGUAUGUAUAGUGCGUGGGUAGUUGAUAAAUUGCAAAAAGCAGUCGAUAAUGAAAUUGUAGAUAGCGUAAGGGGGCAAAUGAAAAACCUCAUGUCUGCAGCUUCGGAGCAAUGGGCCAAAUCUGCAGGUAGUGAAGCGACUAAGGAGGGCGCUAAAGCUGUAUUCAAAGAAACAGUGAAGAAUACUUUAAGGGAAGGGGCCAAGGAAGGGGCUAAGAAGGUAGUGCAAGAGGGCAGUAAGACUGUGAUUAAAGAAACAGCGAGGGAAGGUGCCAAACAAGUGGCUAAAGAGGGAGCAGUAGAAUUUGUACUUGAAGCGGCUACGUCUGGGAUAGGGGCGUCUGUGGUACAGGGCACUACAGUUUUUGCGAGUGAAACGACGAAGACGAUUGUAAACCAAGGCGGAACUUCUUUCGCUAAAAACAUAAUAACAACUCAGGGCCCAGUGGGAAUAGGCUUAACCCUGGCAGAGGAAGCAUACAACUUUGUAAAUCACAGAUCAGAAUCUCAAGAGAAACUUGAAAAGGGGGAGAUCUCCGAAACGGAGUAUAAUCUAGAGCUGGCUGGGCAUGCUGCGAAGGGCGUCGCUACUGGUUCAGCUGUUCUUGUAGGUAGUACCAUAGGACAGGCACUGAUACCUGUACCUAUUGUCGGUGGUGUGAUAGGGGCGAUGGGGGGAAAGGCCGUUGUAUGGAUGGGUGAACAGGUGUUAACCGAAAACGAAGAAGAGAGUGAGCUGUGAAAACGAGGAUGCUUUAGAAAAAAUGGUUAUCGUAAAAUGUGUGACAUCAAGUCCAAUGUUCAAUACAGGCCAAAAUGACAAUGCUGGAUUGUAACGUUAAUGCUUUAGUUAUACAUGUGCUGUAUUAGCAUAAAAUGUUAGUCCGUGUUGCUACAUAACCUUACAAGUAAAUGAUGCCUUUAUUUCAACACAAGAAUUGGGACAAGUAAAUAGAAUAAGCUAAAAACCGACAUAAAGCUAAAGUCCGUGUAGAUCUUUUAAGCUAGCUGCUUGCCUUUCUUAGCUCAGAUUUAAGUGGUAGAAGACUAAAGUUAUGGUUCUAGUAUGCAAAAUACAAAUCUAAUAGUUCAA
Messenger RNA from Branchiostoma floridae (Florida lancelet), 1919 nucleotides. RefSeq lists its product as uncharacterized. The coding region runs from base 372 to 1568 and encodes 398 amino acids. The transcript is spliced from 4 exons. NCBI's taxonomy places the organism in Eukaryota, Metazoa, Chordata, Leptocardii, Amphioxiformes, Branchiostomatidae. The record is from RefSeq and is a predicted model, not a curated record.